CCGCACCCGGGGCGCUCCGCUCCGCCCCGCUCCCGAUUGCCCCGCAUUGUAUAGCCCCGAUCCGCGCCGCCCCGCACCGCACAGCACCGAUCCGCGCCGCCCGCCAUGUCGGCGGCGGGCCCGACCCCGGCCCCGCGCUGGGUGCCCACCCACGUGCAGGUGACGGUGCUGCAGGCGCGGGGGCUGCGGGCCAAGGCGGCCGAGGGGCAGGGCGGCAGCGACGCGUACGCCGUGAUGGCGCUGGGCCGCGACAAGUUCUCCACGUCGGUGGCCGAGCGCUGCCAGGGCCGCCCGGUGUGGCGGGAGGAGGCCACCUUCGAGCUGCCGCCGCCGUCCCGCCCCGCCGCCCUGCGCCUCACCGUGCUGCACCGCGCCCUGGUCGGCCUCGACAAGUUCCUGGGCCGCGCCGAGGUCGAUCUGGCGGCGCUGAGGGAGGACGGCGGCCGGCGGCACAGCAGGUGGUACAAACUGCGCUCCAAGCCAGGGAAGAAGGAAAAGGAGAGAGGGGAGAUCGAGGUGGACAUCCAGUUCAUGAGGAGCAACAUGACGGCCAGCAUGUUCGACCUGUCCAUGAAGGACAAGCCCCGCUCCCCGUUUGGCAAGCUGAAGGACAAGCUGAAGGGGAAGCGGAGCAGCGGGUUCUCUGACACAGCCUCGGCCAUCGUGCCCAGCACCACGCACUCCCCGGCUGAUAGCGAAGAUGAGGCAUCCGAGAAGGAAAAGAAGAAGUCCAAGUUCAAAACGCUGUUUUCCAAACCUGGCCUGCAGAAGACUUCCCUCUCACAGUCCAUGUCAGUGCUGCCCACCCCUCAGCCCUUGGCUGCGAAGGUCAAGCUCAGGCCCAGCGACUUCCAGCCGCAGUGGGACGACGAGGACUCGGAGACCUCUCCAACCUCAGAACGAGCCUUUGAAAUUGCCCCAGAUGAGAAGUCCUCUCCUUCUUUAUUUAAACAUCGUAAAGCAGCAACUUUGGACAACAGGCAACUAAACCAACCGACCGCUGGCAACACCAAGAAAGAAGGGCUCUCUUUAUUUAGUGGCCUUAAAUCUAAAAGCGAUCCAGUUUCCAAGUCCAGUUUGUGUAUCAAUGGCAGUCAUGUUUAUAUGGAAGAGAACACCCUGAAGGACAGCACUCCAGCUUCUUCCCCCUCUCCUCGCAACUUCAGGAAGAAGCAGGUCUUUGCUUCAGAAGAGAACCUCGCUUCCAGGUCUUCUAAAGGACCUGAGGAGAUGGGAAGAACGUCUCCCAGCAAUGCUUUGUCUGGGUCUGCAUCCUUGGAGACCUUUAAAGCUAUGUCUUUGCCAUCAUACAAGUUGCUGAGCAGUGAGGAGUACGUGGAAACCAGUGUUCCUGUGAGUGUUGAGGUUACCAAAGAGACCAAAAAAACGGACCAGAAAAAGUCUGCCUUGCUUUCCCUGGUCACGGGAAAGAAGGAGGCAGCGAAAACCGGUGAUGCUGAAAGCAUCCCAGACAGAACUCAGAAGGAAGAGGAAGACAAAGCUGCAGAAGAGAAAAGUGAACAAGAGGCCAAAUGUCUUGAACCUCCAGCAGAUUUAAGCAGAGGAAAUCUUUCAGAAGGCAGUCGCCCAGAAGUCUUCACAAGUAAGCAACCGCUCAACCCGUUCGAGGAAGAACGGAAACCUGAAAAAGCAGCUGCACCAGCAAAGACCAAAGCUGUCAAACCCAGACUGGGCCUGUCUUCAGAGGAGGAAACCAAAGCCACUCUUCCUACUCUUGCAUCCGAUUCCCUUCCUGCUUAUCUGUCUGUGCACCCCAUCAGUAGUGACAACAAUCCUUUCAUUUCUAAAACGGGACAGAAAGGACCAGACUCUGCAGGCCUUACUUCUGCACCUCUUCCUUCUCCUUUCACUGCAGAGCUUUUGAGCGGCAAGAACCCCUUUAACCCCAGCUGGGGCAGGGUGUCCCCAGCCCUGGGUUCUGACCAUGCUGCCAUCCCUUCAUCCCAUCGCUUUGCAGCCUCUGCUCCCAAAGGGCAGGUCUUCACUAGUGGCAAUAAUCCUUUUGCUUCUGAAUGGGGCCAGGGUCCUGAAGGCUGUGAUGCGCGUGCUUCCUGCGGUGGAUCUCCUCUGCCUGCACCUUCUCUCCAUUCUGGUGGUCAUUUUAAUGGCAAUAAUCCAUUUGUAUCCAAGAUUGGAUGGGGAGCGGAUGCGCCGGGUCUCACAGCUGUCUCUGGUUCUUCCCCUGCUGGCCUUCCUGGUGAUGAAGACAAUUCCUCAGCAGGACUCGCUGCUGAUCUGAGCUGCUCUGCUAUCACUGCUUCAGGGGGCUCUUCAAGUGUGGCUUUAACUCGUAACAUAAAUGCUGUACCAAACCCUCCUGGCACUGCUCCUGUCAACCCUGGUGUGGCUCCAAAGAAUCAGUGUGAUUCUGCACAGGUGCAGGUAGACCCUUCUUUAAACAGAAGCAAGUUAGUGCUCUUCCCAGAGAAUGGUGCUGAACAGGCACCCUCCUCUGACAGCGAGCUCAAAGAGAAGCAGGGGGUAUUGAAUGAAAAGAGGAGGGGGGAACAUUCACCCACAUCAGAGCCUCAGGAAGCUCCCGCUAAAAACGAGUCAUCUUCUCCAGUGGGAUCUGUGAAAGCAGCCCUGGGAGCUCACACAUGGUCUCCUCAAGAAGCUGCUGCAGGGAGAGCUGGCGGGGAGGGGGCUGUCACACCGCAGCCAGCACCGCGGCUGUCUCUAAUGCAGAAGUGCCCCCCGGUUUCUCAGGCUGAUGAGUUAAGUGAUGUGCCUUCAGAGGAGGCUGAGGGGCCUGCGUCUGGCCUUCCCUUCCAGAAUGAGAAAGCCCCAGGUGCUCAUGGGUGCCUCCCUCAGAAUGGCUCAGUGACAGCUCUCGUUCCACCAGUAAAGCUCAGAGCUGACAGCAGCGACAGACGCAUGAAAAAGGAAGGGGACGAGGAUUUGUUUGAUUCUCUUACAAAUCUGAAGUCUGCCCUCCCAGUUGCUGGAGAUCAUGGCGUGAGGCUGGCUGCCCUUCCUGCCAUUCCCGAGGCAGGCUCUGAUGAUGAGCUGCAGGGUGACUGGCAGGAAAACCACGGUGUUGCUGCAGAUGAUCAGAACGUUUCGGAGUCUGUAGAUAGAAUGCCUUUGCAUGAGAACCAGAGGGAGAGCUCUGAUAGCUCUGCUGCAGGCACAGUAACUCUGUCUGCAGGAGGAGGAAGUGCUCUGCCUGUGCUGCCUGCAGGAGGGCAGGGUCACGGAGUCAGUAACCAGACACCUGAGUCAGGGAUGACGUCUCAUUCCAGUGAGCACAGUCGUUGUUUUGAGAAAGGUGUAAUAAGUUCUGGUGUUGAGGAGCGUGCAGAGAGUGACUUCUUUGAGCCUUCUGUUUCCUCUUCCUCCCUGUCGUGUUCUUCCCAGCCCUGCUCCUCCUUUCGCUCCCUCUCCUCUGACACCCCAAGUCAGAGAGCAGAGUCUCCGAAAAAGCCAGCAGCAGAGGGCUUCGCAGAUAAAGCAGGAAAUUCUGGCAAGAAGAAGCUUCUUCAGGCAUGGGUUUCACCCUCUGAAACAUACCCUAACCAAACUCAGCAGAGUGGUGAAACCAUGUCUCCUAAGCACAGACUUCAUCCUGUGAAGCCAAUGAAUUCCACAGCAAAUAAGUCCCAAAGCAAAGACCUGAAUGUCAUCAGUGCUAUGAAUGAGAAGCUGCUCGAGAUGAACAUAAAGAAAUACAAUCCUUCAGAUCCUGCCUACGUUUAUGCUCAGCUCACGCAUGAUGAGCUGAUCCAGCUGGUCCUGAAACAGAAGGACACAAUCACCAAGAAGGAUCUCCAGGUGCGUGAGCUUGAAGACUACAUCGAUAACUUGCUUGUCAGAGUCAUGGAAGAAACCCCAAACAUUCUUCGUGUUUCAACUUCUGGAAACAGAAAAGCUGGAAAGAUGUGAGAGCUCCUUGGAUGUCCAACAGAAGACUGAGAUCCUGCCAGCAGGGUUUGAUUAAUAAGGAGACAACGUGAAGUAGGUGGUGCUGCUGUGCUGCCUGCAGACCAUGAGCUCUUUCCUGAUUGAUUCUGGCUUGAGCAGCCAUCAGUUGGAGUAGUGGUUACAUCAGGUCUUGUAUAUGGAGCCCAGGAGUAGUCAUUUACCAUAUUUAUUUAUUGGCCUUUUUCCAUUAUUUGGGAAGAUUUGUUCAGGCAUCUCAUCCAAAGUCUGAUUGCGAUAGGAAGGAUGAAGGGUUUGUUGGUUUUUUUUUUGUGUUUUCCUUGCCAGCAAGGCAAUCCUGAUCCUUUUAUGAAGAUUUUUUUUCAUCGGUUUGUUUUUUAGCAGCUUUGGUAGCUCAGUUACUCAUCUGUCCACAUCUGAAGUUGUAGUGCAAUAUAAAAUCUUGUACAAUAGAGCUUGAGAAUUUGAUUGCUUUUAUGUUUAUCUUUUGACAGCUACACUGGAGGAGCCCAAAGAUGUAUGCUUCAGAACAGGGCUGCAUGGGCUGUAUUUUAAAAGCAAUUAAUGCCCUAAAACGGAGUGCAAAUUAAACCUCAGAUUGGAAAGGAAGAAGCAAAGCUAAAUGAAUGACACAAUAUAAGCAAAGCAGUUCUCCCAGGGGAAGGUUGGCAGGGUUUUUUCAUGAAGGAGACACAGAUGUCAUGGGACAUUUGUCCACCGUAGGAAUAAGGAGUAGCAAUGGUACGUUAUGUUGGAAGCUGUUCUCCUCUGGGCUUCACAUUCCUGCUUUGAAGGUUGCUCCAAAUGGGAAGACAAAGGUACACCUGGAUUCUGCCCACUAUUCCUGAACUGGUGUGGAUUUCACUGUACACAUGCAUGGCCUGUGUCUCUUGCUGCACGGAAGUUCUGUGACAAUUUUGGUGUUAUACCACUGCAGUUUAUUAAAUCUAAGUGCCUUGAAUUUUGGAGCUUACCUUGGAGCAACCUUCAAGGGCAAUCAGGCUUAAAAACUCAUCUCUUUUUUAUAGUCAGUAUAUGUUAUAUACAGCUACAAAAGGAACCAAAUUCCGCUCUCCCCUUGGGGUGGGAGCAGUCAGAAUGCCAGCACUCAGGUCUGGUUGUGUUCUUUGUGACUUGAGCUCAGAAAGGAACGAGAAUUUUAUGUUGCCGGUUUUGCAAGACAAUCAGAUGUUCCUUAAUUUGUGGCUUCUUUGCAGCUCAGUAGAGACAGGGGCGUUCUCCCCGUCGCCUCAAGCAGAAAGCAGCAGCACUGUGCUAUGAAGCAGCCACAACUCCAGGCUUUCUGCACUGAAAGUUAAACCUGCCUCUUUUUUUUUUAUUUUGUGGUGAUCUCUUGGCAAAGAUCAACAAACCGGAUUCCUUUGCAGCUCUUAGGUUUACCAGGGUCUGUGAAUGCUUUGGAAGAAAGCUGAAAUACCAAAAGAGUGGGUGGCAGAGGAACAAAGUGAGUGCUCCCACCUUCAGCAGUCGAGGUAAUCUGUUAAUUAGGUCACUCCUGCCAUAGCCUGCAAGGAAGGAGUUUCUAACACAGUUUUCCUACAGCAAAGCACUUUAUUGAGGGAUUGAUUAAUAACCUCUUCGUAGUCUUAAUAAUCUUACUAUUUUCAUAAAACACUAAAAAUUACUGGAGACUUCUCACAGAAAUACUGUAUUUUUGUAGUGAAAAGUAGUUUGAUAUAUUAUCCUAGAGGGGUACGCGUUCAUUGGAGAAAUCAAAGAAAAAAAUCAAAGCUGCUUCUCAUGCCUUGAAAUAGCGAGCGGGAUGAAGGAGCGCUCUGCUUCCUCCCUGUGGAUCUCUGGGAAGAAGUUGCCGAUACCUCAUGGAUAAACUUGGCUUCCGGACUUUAUUCCACACCUUUCUGAUUUUUCUGGCUGAGAGAGUCAGAAAAACCAGUAGUGCCUUCGAGCAACGUUACAAUUCCAAAUCAUGGGUGCUGUGGUUGGUAGCCAUCACUGGACGCAGGCUGAGGAAGGCCUGCCGUGGCUUUACGGUUCUCAUUUCAGCAGUGAGGGCACUGCUGUGUCUCUGGCUGCUGAGCUCUCUGUGAUGCUGUGCGUUUUGCUCUUGCAGUUUGGAUUUCACGAAGCUUUGACAGCGGGUUGUGUGCAUUCCUUUUGGCAAGGGUGUGUAUCCCGAGGUUCUGCACACAAGCAAAGUGGUGACGUAUGCUAAUAAGUCUCCUUAGAGACGAAGCCUUAAAACUUGUACGGCCCUUUGCCGGUUGCCACUUUGCCCAUCAAGGUGUGCGGCCUUUGCAGUGUGGGUUGUGUCCUGUGGUGACAGGUGCUGCUGCAGGCAGCGCUCCUGGAUGAGCCGCUUCCAUUCCGCAGCUGUGAGAGCUUGGCCCAAACCUGGACCUCCAUCUCUGAUCAGCAAUCCUAUUCGCAGCCUUUCUCUGGUGUUAGGGGUGCUCGCCUUGGUUUUAAGGGGCCUAAGAAUCGAGUGCGUCUUAUUGUUUGAUUACUGAAGGACCUGAAGGAACUUGUCCCUGUUUAUACUGUCUGCUUUUAUCACGGGUACUGUUUGUUUUUAAAUGCCCUUGGUUUUGUGGAACACUAAAAUAAAAAGUCCCUUAAUUCCAA
Messenger RNA from Numida meleagris (helmeted guineafowl), 6507 nucleotides. It is a transcript of the gene RAB11FIP1, whose product is annotated as RAB11 family interacting protein 1. Bases 106 to 3906 code for a protein of 1266 amino acids. Gene Ontology annotation, cellular component: intracellular membrane-bounded organelle. Gene Ontology annotation, biological process: regulated exocytosis. The transcript has 6 exons. Gene Ontology annotation, molecular function: small GTPase binding. The record is from RefSeq and is a predicted model, not a curated record. NCBI's taxonomy places the organism in Eukaryota, Metazoa, Chordata, Aves, Galliformes, Numididae.